AUGGAGCAGGAUGAUCCGGCCGAAGCGCUGACGGAACUUCGAGAGCGGCGACUGGACGCACUGGAGCUCCUGCAGGUGGCGGCAGGCUCGGGCCUGGCUGCCUACGCCGUGUGGGCCCUGCUGCUACAGCCUGGCUUCCGCCGAGUACCGCUGCGGUUGCAGGUGCCUUAUGUGGGAGCCAGCGCUCGGCAGGUGGAGAAUGUGCUGUCGUUGCUACGAGGCCGUUCAGGAAAGACCGUGGAUCUGGGCUCCGGUGACGGGAGGAUUGUGUUGGCAGCUCACAGGUGUGGCCUUCGCCCGACCUUGGGCUAUGAGCUGAACCCGUGGCUGGUGGGGCUGGCGAGGCUGCACGCCUGGAGGGCGGGCUUUGCCAGCAAUGUGUGCUACCUGCGCCAGGACUUGUGGAAGGUGAACCUGAGGGACUGUUACAAUGUGUCUGUGUUCCUGGCUCCCAGCGUGCUCCCCAAGUUGGAGGCCAAGCUGCUGGCGGAGCUGCCCGAGGGGGCCCGUGUGGUGUCUGGGCGCUUCCCCCUCCCCACCUGGGAGCCUGUGGCUGUGGUGGGUGAGGGUGUGGAUCGAGUCUGGGCCUAUGAUGUCCACUGUGGUGGGCUGGCCAGUGAGGCGACCUCCUCUCGGCUCCCUGUAGCUGCUGGCCCAGGGCCGUCCUGCAGACAUGGGUUGAGGUCAGGUCCUUGGGAACAGCUGCAGUCACCCCCCCCGGCCCCCCGUGCCCAGUGA
Molecule: messenger RNA, 738 nt
Organism: Chrysochloris asiatica (Cape golden mole)
Lineage: Eukaryota; Metazoa; Chordata; Mammalia; Afrosoricida; Chrysochloridae
Gene: ANTKMT
Product: family with sequence similarity 173, member A
Exons: 6
Coding region: 1-738 (245 amino acids)
Biological process (GO): positive regulation of proton-transporting ATP synthase activity, rotational mechanism; peptidyl-lysine trimethylation; regulation of mitochondrial ATP synthesis coupled proton transport
Cellular component (GO): mitochondrion
Molecular function (GO): protein-lysine N-methyltransferase activity
Source: RefSeq, a predicted model, not a curated record